AUGAAAAUGCGUUCUUCUCUUUACAAUGAAAAACCCAAUGAACGCGGCGACGGCAACGAUGAUCAGGCUCAAUUUGAGGAGGAAAUCAUGCACGAAAAUGAGGCAAUCCUGGGAGCUUUGGGGAAAACCGUGAAGCGAAUGAAGGCAUCAGCAGGCGUUCUUUUAGAAGAGGCUGAGGAACACAAUAAAUUGUUGGAAACUGUAAGCAGUGCGUUUUCUAGGGCAAGCAGCGGUGUGAAUCGAACGGUACAGCGAAUUGAGGGGGUAGCAGGACAGUAUGGAUGGCGAUAUACAAUCCUUGUUGGUUUCAUGGUGGGAUUCACCGUUUACUCCCUGUAUCGUGUUCUGUGGUGA
This is a messenger RNA of Trypanosoma cruzi, 354 nucleotides long. RefSeq lists its product as uncharacterized. The transcript has a single exon. The record is from RefSeq and is a predicted model, not a curated record. Lineage: Eukaryota; Euglenozoa; Kinetoplastea; Trypanosomatida; Trypanosomatidae. The coding region runs from base 1 to 354 and encodes 117 amino acids.